AUGGACGCUUGCGCCUGGACGGAAGAGCACACUCCGACCCCCUUCAGCACCAACAGCUCUGCACCCGGCGCCCCGCCGCUACUCAGGUUUUGCCUGUCUUCAACCCACCCCGGCUGGGCAUUCCUCCCAGCCCUUGGCAGCAGCAGCAGCGACGACACCACCGAUGAUAUGCCCCUCCCUUCUACGGCUUCCUCUUGCCCUGGUGGUCGCGGCCGGCCCUCCGCGGUUGAACUCGAGCUUGUCGUAUCCCGUGGACCCGGCCCGGAUUUCUCGGAGCACGAGACCAGCGUCGCCUCUCACGCGGCGACUUUUCUCGCCCAGGCCCUCGCCGGCGUCCGCGAUCGCGCCGCGUUGUCCGAGAUGAAGGCCGCCCUGCGAGAAUCCUUCCGGGGCAUGGAAGAAGCCUCCGAGGCCGUCGCCGUCCUGGUGGAAGAGAGGGACCGACGGGCGCAACGCGAGGCGAAGAGGAAGGCCGAGCUCGACGAGCACCGCGCGGGAGAGAUAGCGGCUGCAGAGAAGGGGUUGGGGAGGGCUCGUCGAGAGGCGGAAGAACUCCGGCGGCAGCUCAAGGGUGUCUGUUCCGCGGUGGCUGAUAUUGGUGCUGCUUGUGGAGCGGGUGAUCUUGCCGGGGCCGGGACCGGGGAUGAUGCGGAGGAGGUCGGCCUGUCUGAUGAGUCGGGUACGGGCAAGGUUCUAGCCGUAGUUGAACGCGCCGCUCGAAACGCUCUGUGCUGUUCGUUUGCUCGCGUAGUUCACCUGCCCUUCGCCGAGCCGGAGGCUGGCGCGGAGAGCGAGACGGAGCUGAAAGAGGACCGGAUUGCGAGGGACGCAUUACCACUUUCGCUGCGACAGAUGGGUGAAGGGAUUCACACACCCAGGGCUACCAGUGACCUACACGGCGAGGACGAAGAGAACGCAAUACCGCAUUCCUACCCUGAUUCCAUCAGUGGCGAUGACGGCCCGGGCUUGGCGAAACAACUGCAGGUGCACAUUCCUUACUACGGAAGCCGCGCCGAACCCCUGGUCCUCUCCAUCCGUGGCAAUUCAAACGCGAGGCAGGGUUGCUUCAGGAUAAGAGACAGAUUUGCGGUGGGUUCGGCCCUGGCGGCGUGUCUAGGUAUAGCGCUCCAGGUUUUGCGCGAGAAGGAACACGUUCGGCGCCUGAAGGAACGAGACGAGGUUGCCGCGGCCUGCACCUCCGCCGCCGAAGCGGAAGCGCGGACGCGAGGGCAGCGCGCCGUCGCCGGCAUGAGGGCCCUGGUUGCAGCCGCCGAGGCUUCAAAAGCGCAGGCGCUGACCGAGGCAGCGGCCGCAGAACGGGCGGACCAGCAGACCGACGCUCUGCGGCACCUCCUGUCGGGCCUGGACGACGCCGGAAGGAAGGGCCACGCCGCGGUAGCCGCGUCUGUCGAAAGGCUAGCCAGCGCGGUGGUUCCGGGCUGCGAAGGGAGUGUCCUUCUCACCCCGCGUAGACACAGGAGCGGCGGAAGUAGUAGGAGUGCGGCAGGGGCGGGGGGCGACCGCCGCACUUCCUUCUCGCCCGAUCCGCGCGCCUGGGCAACAGCCACAGCGUCGAGAAUGCACGGGGCGGUGGACGGUUCGGAAAGAUUUGAGUGCGGAAAGGCUUGGGCGCGGACGGUCGAGGAAGCUGCCGUGCAGGCGUACUCCACCGGCAAGACGAUGUGCGUGACGAUGGACUUAACCCCGGCCCGUUCUUCGCAAGGCUGUAGGGAUGGCAAUGACGGUGGUGGUGCUUCGAGGCAGAGCCCGGUGGUUUAUUUUUCACCCGUUCCCGCCGUACUGCCUGUUGAACCCGAGCGAUUGGUCAACGGGGAAAAUGGCGGCCCGGGGACCCCGGUGUCUUCAGGCAGGAUGAGAGCCGCUGAAUUGCAGAGGGAAUACGUGGAUUGUGUUACCGGCAGCUGCGCAAUGUCGGGCAGCGUCGGCACCACCGGCCUGCUCGCGUGGGUGCUGCGACUCGACGCGGUUGAGGCUGCCUGCGACGAUGGCGACGACGAAGAGGGUGCGGGGUCGCCGUCGGACGCCGUGUCACCCUUGACCGAGGCGAUAUCUGAACCGCCGUCACCCCCACGGACGCAUCUACCGCAGUGCAUUUCGAGCGCCAUCAACGCCGUAGUCCACGCCGUGGGCCUUGCGCUGUUCGCCACCGAUACAGCUGAUGAGAUUCACGGGCGGCCGGCGCGAUCCAACGCCUUUAAGAGGAGGCGGUCAAGCUCUCGGCGCGCCCGGCACGUCGAAAACCGGAUGCACGAGGUAAUUUCGUCGUCGACGGGCCCUGGGGAAACCCAGCUGGCAAAGUCUUCCCGGGAAGAAGAGCUGAGGAGGCUCCGCGACGGAACGACCGCCCUGGCCGAGCGCGUGAAGACGCUAGAGGGGCGAGCCGCAGGCUUAAGGGCCUCGGAAGCCCGGUCCGCGGCGGCUCUGGCGAGGGCAAGGGCAGACGUGGGCGCGACGAGGGGGGAGCUCCAGCUCGCCGAGCUCGAGCUCGAGCGGGAGCGGAAGAAGAACGCUCAGGCCACCCCGACAACCGAUAACUUUGGCGGCGUGGAGGGGGUGUUUGGGCUGUGGUCAAGCCGGAGGGGAGAGCGCAGUGGAGGGGUGGCUGGCGUGCUGCGACCGUCUUGCGCGAGCAACAAGAAAGCAGGCGUGCUGGGUGUGAGUGACACCGUGGGGUCUACGCUUUUAGGCUGGAGCCAUCCGGCUUCGCCAGCGGAACGGGUGCUUUUCCCACAUGUCAACGUAGCUGGCUCCAAGGAGAGUGAGACUCGAGACGGCGGGGCGGAUGUGGCGGCCAUGACCUCAGUAUCUUCUUCGCCGUUCACCCGUUCGGGCGCCUCUUCCGCGGCACUCCAGCACAUCACCUCCGUUCACGCGCGGCUGUCCGACUCACUGAAGCGGGGUAGGGUCGGGGGGACGCUAACCGUAGGAGUGGUCUAA
Molecule: messenger RNA, 2958 nt
Organism: Ectocarpus siliculosus
Lineage: Eukaryota; Phaeophyceae; Ectocarpales; Ectocarpaceae
Source: the annotation of a GenBank genome assembly